Messenger RNA from Benincasa hispida (wax gourd), 2090 nucleotides. Its product is annotated as adenylate kinase family protein. Gene Ontology annotation, molecular function: ATP binding; AMP kinase activity. Gene Ontology annotation, biological process: nucleobase-containing compound metabolic process. Lineage: Eukaryota; Viridiplantae; Streptophyta; Magnoliopsida; Cucurbitales; Cucurbitaceae. The record is from RefSeq and is a predicted model, not a curated record.
AAUCCUUCGUCCUUUUUAGUAUAGACCACUAAAAAUCCUUCCACCAUUAUCCUCAGCUUCAGCCACUUCCAUCUGCUGAGCUCAACCCAAGCAACAAUGGUGACAACUUCACUUUCUUCCGUACAAUCCACCAAUGUCUCUUCCACACCCUCCAUCUCGCCGCUUUCCAUAUCUUGUCUAUCUUCUUCUUCUUCAACAUCAUCUUCGUCUCUUUCUCUUCAAUUAUCCUCACUUCGGCCUACUCGCCUUCGCUCUUCCUCUAUCUCUGCCCACCCCCAUUUGACUCGAAGCCCUAAAUUGAAGGGGCUGAAGGUGAAUUGUGCAUCUGGGGAGCCGCUGAAGGUGAUGAUAUCGGGUGCGCCGGCAUCCGGUAAAGGAACUCAGUGUGAGUUGAUAGUUCAGAAGUUUGGUCUCGUGCACAUAUCAACUGGUGACAUAUUAAGAGCAGAAAUUUCAGCUGGGUCAGAAAUUGGAAACAGAGCAAAAGAAUUCAUGAAUUCUGGACGGCUAGUUCCUGAUGAAAUUGUAACUGCUAUGGUGACAACACGAUUGUCAUGUGACGAUGCAACAGAAAAGGGAUGGCUUUUAGAUGGAUAUCCGCGGACCCUUUUGCAAGCGGAAAGUUUGCAGAAGUUGCAGAUUAGACCAGAUAUUUAUCUUAUUUUAGAGGUUCCUGAUGAAAUUCUAAUCGACAGAUGCAUUGGUCGAAGGCUUGACCCAGAGACAGGGAAGAUUUAUCAUCUGAAAUAUUUUCCCCCAGAAACGGAGGAAAUUAAAGGGAGACUUGUCAUUCGGCCUGAUGACAGUGAGGAAAAGGUGAAGCAGCGUUUGGAAAUUUAUAAGCGUAAUGCAGAAGCAAUAGCCCCAGUGUACUUAAAUAUUACAAAGAAGAUUGAUGGAAGCCGUCCUAAAGAAGAAAUUUUUGAAGAAAUAUCAUCAUUGUUAUCACAGAUACAAACAGAAAAGGCUACAAAAUCGGGGAAAUCAACCCUCGGAUUCAAAAGUACUUCAACUCAGGAUAGCUGGAGAGGGAUACCAACUAGAUUGAAUAACAUUCCUCAUUCUAGAGAAAUCAGGAAAUACUUUUACGAUGAUGUGCUUGAAGCCACCAAACGUGCUGUUCAAGGCGGUAGAACUAGAUUAAAGGUGGAGAUUAAUAUUCCUGAGCUUAAUCCUGAAAUGGAUGUUUAUCGAAUAGGUACACUUAUGGAACUUAUUCGGACCAUUGCCCUUUCAUUUGCUGAUGAUGGAAGACGUAUCAAGGUAUGCAUACAAGGAUCCAUGGGGGAAGGUGCACUUUCUGGAAUGCCACUGCAGCUUGCUGGGACUCGGAGAAUCUUAGAAUACAUGGACUGGGGAGACUAUGGGGCUCUGGGGACCUUUGUCAAGAUUGGUUCAAUUGAAGACUUGACUUUCAAAUUGAUUCAUGCUCAUUUUGAAAUUGAAGGUGCAAAAGAAGUUGACCAGCAAGAUGACAUGUUUAUCUUAGUAGCCCCUCAAAACGCUGUUGGAAAUUGUAUCAUUGAUGAUAUGAAAGCGAUGACAGAUGCAGCUGGCGACCGACCUGUUAUUCUUGUAAAUCCCAGGCUCAAGGACUUACCUGGUUCGAGUGGAAUAAUGCAAACAAUGGGGCGUGAAAAAAGGCUGGAGUAUGCAGCAUCAUUUGAAAUCUGCUACUUCUUCCGGCUUCUCUAUUAUGCGGGAACACAGUAUCCAAUCAUGGGGGCACUCAGGAUGUCUUACCCAUAUGGGUAUGAACUCUACAAAAGGGUAGAUGAACCUUCGGGAAAGGAAAGAUAUAUUGAACUAUCCAAGUAUCCCAACAGGCCAUCCACAGAUGAUAUUAAUGAUGCUUUUCAAGGAAUCAAAAGAAACGAAGUGAAGAAAUCGUCAGGAAUAUGGGGCUUCCUAAGUGGAAUCUUUUGAGCAUAUGAUGAACAGUUGGGACAAGAGAUCAGCUGCAAGCAAACAACACAAAUUCAUAGGCACAAUCAUGGACAGAGAAUGAAAGCAAAUUCUGUAUGUAUUUAUACAUUGACACAAUAAAGGUACAGACAACUUCAAAUUCUGAAUGGCAAAGUAUUACACUA